Prosopis cineraria is the source of this 1146-nucleotide messenger RNA. RefSeq lists its product as uncharacterized. The record is from RefSeq and is a predicted model, not a curated record. NCBI's taxonomy places the organism in Eukaryota, Viridiplantae, Streptophyta, Magnoliopsida, Fabales, Fabaceae. The transcript is spliced from 7 exons. Bases 246 to 953 code for a protein of 235 amino acids.
GCUCAAGAGGCUCAAUGCCUCUUGCACCAUGAGAUGUACUGGCUUUAACGUUGCACUUGGUUGGAUGCACUUUUUCCUUCACUCAAGGUGUGCACUUUAGGUGCUUGAGAGAAAAAGUUUGGUGGAAGGAGAAGGGACAACUUUAGUAGGCCAGCUCUAGUAUUCUAAGAGAUUAUGGCUUCGCUAAGGAUAAUGAAACUGUAAAACUCAUCUCAAUAAGUGAUAAGUUAUCCUUGAAGGUAAAAAUGAUAAAGAGACGAUACUACAAGAUUGAUCAUGGAGAUCGGGAUGAUGCCUCAGAUUCAUCUUCAUCAUCCUCUGACUUUGACCAGGAAGCUGAAGCCACUGAAGAAUCAGAAGAACAAGUGAUACCAACUGCGAAUGAUGAUAAUGAAUCUGGCUCCACAUCCUCUGGUUACAAAAGUGAGGACAGCUCUGCCAAUGACAUUGAUGUCAACUCAACAGGUCAGCUAUUUAGUGAAGAUGAUGCUGAAAAAAUUGACGGAAGAAAGGUUACUGCUAAUGCAGAGCUGUUUGGCAAACAUCAUUCUGAAGUAUCAGUGAGAAAGUCUAAUAUCGACGGUGAACAGAAAUGCUUGCCAGAAGAUAUCCCAUCCCAUAUCUUAAAAUGCAAAUCAGUUUUCAAGUGCAGAAUUUGCCCUAGGAUUAUCUGUUUGUCUGAAGAGACUUUGAGGGCUCAUUUACAAUCAAAGAGGCAUGCUCGAUCCCAGAAAUUACUCAGCGAAGGGAGAUUGAAGGCCAUGCUGAACAGUGAUGGUGAAAUUGAGAACCUAGAGGUUUCAGAGACGCAAACUAAUACAACGGAUAACCCAGAAAAGAAUAGCGAAGGACAGAAGCAGAACAAGAAGAAAUUGAGAAAGAAGAAAAGAGACAACGCAAACAGAAGAAAAAUAGGGUCAAAAGAGGGCCCUGCCAAGAGAAGAAAAAAAUGAUAACUGUUGUAUUUUAUGCUGUUACUUGUUGAGCAAUUUUGCCGGCUGCAAAUAGUUGCAGACCUAUAUGGUCUUGCAUAUGUUGAUUUUUUUUUUUAAGAAAAUUAUAAUUCUAAUACUAAUACCACAAUACUUGUUUUUUUCUGGAGACUUUUUUUAAAUCUAAUGCCCCAGAUUGGCAAAUUUUGUGUUC